Molecule: messenger RNA, 3531 nt
Organism: Zootermopsis nevadensis
Lineage: Eukaryota; Metazoa; Arthropoda; Insecta; Blattodea; Termopsidae
Source: RefSeq, a predicted model, not a curated record
UCUACAGGCCUAAAGCGCAACAACCCAAAAUACAGACAUUUUCAUACUCCCUGUCGUGAGAAUCUGAAAUCUCGCGUUACUAUAGUUGUUUUUAUUUAAACUGAGCUCACGUCGACAUUUCUAAUUCUUCGACCCUAAGUCUAUUGGGUGGGCUAUAGAAGACGCUAGUGGGACCUGGCAACCAAACGAAUAUCACAGCUACACACAACAACCCACAAUUCGUCAAAUGCACGUAGUUUCAUUUCGAACUGACUAGUCGUCGACCAAAAUUACUACCUUUGGUAGAUCCAAAAUACAGCAAAACCCAAAUUAUCACUCGCCUUGAAACGCUGAUUUGUUAUAACACUUUGUUUUUGGGGCCGACGUUUAAAAACACAAUGGCGGAGCGUCCCUACAACGAAAUGUAAAAUACAACUCUCAACUUCUUGUAAAUUUUAAUAUCAUCAAAUACAGUCAUCAGGGGCUUCUGCUAUUAUAAAACAGACGUUACGAGUGACAAUUUUAAGCCGUCUUAACAGUACACAAAUGAUAAAACUUUGUGUUUACAGCAUAAUUAGAAAUAUUAAUGCGAGUAAACGAUUCUUCGUGAAAGUUGAAAAGCAGAGAAACCCUUCCUAUAAAUAUAUGCGUUUAAUAUUUAUUUACCUGCUUUGUUGAAUUUUUCUUUUCGCUGUUUAAUCUCUUCCUAAUAUGCAGACUGUACACGCGAGAAAUUCGUUCUGUGUUGCUUCCCCCUUGGCACACCACGCGAGCCCCAGUAAACUGUAGUGCACUCAACUUCAUAGGAUAUCAUUCGUCAGAAGUAGCAAAGACCUAUCUCUCUCUCUCCAAAGCCUCCUUAGUAACCCCUCCCUAACCCCGCAGAACGUACAUACUUGGAGAUAGAAACAUGUUAUGAAUGACUCAUCAAGCCUUCUAUAUAUUAUACCCACGCUUCUGUGUGUCAACAUACGCGAACUAGGAUAAAUGACGAACUGUCCAACUGAUUCAUCUUGUGUUAAAGAUUUGAACUGCAAGGCAUAUUCUUCAUGCAACAAGACAAAACAGUGUGAAUGUGACAAAGGGUAUUUUAUUGACGAUCAGGAUAACUGCACACGAUGUCCAGGCCCAAAUAGUCAAUGUGAGUCUUGCUGCUAUCCUGCAAACAGAUAUAAAUGUGUUGGGGAUCAUAUCAAGACUUGUGUCUGUUGGAACAACUGCAAUGAUUCCUUUGUUUUGGGUGCCCAAGUGGCACUUGGAUCAGCCCUUACAAUAGCCCUUUUGGCCCUUGCAGCUCUGUUCUGGAAGACAUGUCCACGUCGCAAUGGACACUCGUCAUCGUUACUUCAUGAACGAGGGAGCAGCCUCACAUCCAUGCAGCAAUUCAUCCUCCAGCGGCUAAGGGAUCGACCACCACGAUAUGAAGAUAAUAACCAGAUUAGACUAGAGAAGCCACCUUCAUAUCGAGAGACUGUAACAAACUAUGAGGUUACCGACAUAUGGAGCAUCUCACCACCUCUCUACUCCGAGAUAGUGAACACAACAGCAAGCAGCGCCACCACCACUGAAGAGAACAACAAAUCAGCGCAGCCAGAAAAUAUAUCAACUGCAUCCGGCGCCAGAACACAGAUGGCCAACGAGAGGAAACUAAGAGUUGACAUUACUGUGUCAGAGUGCACAGCAGACAACACUGUGUUUACACAGCACGAAGCGAGACAGACAUACCCUUCUGAAACUCAACUGCACAUGUGACACAGCAAUAUGCGAAGCUCUGUACACGAAGUUAACUUACAGCUCGUAUGAAAAGAAGUUUCACUAAUCCAACUUACAGCACUGUAAUUUCUUAAGUUUGUAGGAUUCGAGGUUCUCGUGGUGGCGAGUACAAAGAUGGCUAUCUUCUGGGUCGUAGCACUGAAUAGUCUGGUAGAAGUUUACUGACAUUUCAGAGGAUAAUCAUCAGGGCAAUGAGAGUCAUUGCCCUGAUGAUCGAGGCAGCAAGUACCUCUGAAAUGUCAUUAAACUUCUACCAGACUACAUGGCGCUACAACCCAGAAAAUAGCCACAUUCAUUUAUACAUGAGUCUUCUGUGGUAGUUCGUUACAUACCCUGGAGAAUCACUGGAGACUGCUACUGAAACAGAAAUAUUUGCACAAGUUCUACAAAAUAACAGCUACCAUAUUAUAAGCAAAUCUGUACUCUUCCAGAAUUACGUUUCUCGGUUACACGGGUAAAGCAGUGGAGGGGAGACAGAGUAUGCUGAAUAAAAUAUUUCAUUUUUAUAUAAAAUAAGUAAACAAACAACUAUUAACACUAUAUAAAAAGACACUACUGCCAUAUGCAUUUCAACCUCAAGAGGUCAUCAUCAGUGGCAUCAAGGAAAUGAAUUCAUUUAAUCAAGUGGUUUAAAUUAGAUUUAGAAAAUAGUUCACAGGUACGGACGCAAACACAGCUCGCCGCAGACCAGCUACGGCCACCGAACCGUCGGAUCAAUAGCUAAGUGCAUAGUUAUACUCUGCGAAUAACAUCUAGUGCAGUAUCGCUUGAAAUACUUUUGUGAAACACCUUAUUUAUUUUCUAAAUCCAGUUUAAACCAUUAUAUUAAAUGAAUUAAUUUCCUUGAUGCCACUGAUGAUGACCUCUUGAGGUUGAAACGCGUAUGGCAGUAGUGUCUUUUUUAAUAGUGUUAACAGUUGUUUGUUUACUUAUUUUAUAUUCUAAUACACUACACAGUAUGCAAAGUUUUAAGACUUCAGUUUUAGGUACAUGGUGAAACGCAAAAGUACAAAUGCUUCCAGCGCGAACAAGGCAAUUGCAAUUUUUUGCAGUUCUAUAAAAUGAGUGGGGAUUUGCAGAUUUAAAUCCCACACCAAGGAAGUCUAUAUCAAUGUCCAGCUUGAGGGAUUAUACUGAAAAGGUGAAUGUGAAAACAGGUUUUGGUGGUACAGAAAAGUCAUCAUAAACAUUUGUGGGAAUAGCCGCUAUAAAGAAACAAAGCUUUAGUUCUGUAUCGUUAAUUGCAAUAAUUUAAUUCUCGGAAGUAACAUUUCCUACGGGCAAUACCAGUAUAUCAGAAUUGCAACAAUUCAUAGUCUCUCUUCCUGAAACUGGAUGGCAGCAUGGACAAGAAAUACCAACUUCACAUCAUUACAAUAUUUCACUGAUAUCCCACCUGCUGGGAUACUUUACCACAGAAGUUAUUUAUCCUACACAUGAAGCUCUCCAGUUACUACCAAUAAGCUGGUGCGAGCCUACUGAUCAAAUGCUGCGCUACAUCCUCUCACCACUGUUUUGCAUAAACAGCCAAGAAAUGUAGCAACAGCUCUUCUCUGCGGCUAGCUUCACUUUGGUUACACUGUCUAUAUUAUUUCUGGGCAACACGGUAUGAUACACAAAACAUAAUUACGAGGCUCUCAGAGAUAAAAAUGUAUUAACUGAGCCAUUCAGGUGACACCACACAAUAAGAACAUUCUGAAGGUGUAAUGUAUUCACAUAUAAAACUAUGUAUAAUAUGUAUAUUACAGAAAAGACAAUAUAAACAAAAUAUUUGAUAAA